Molecule: messenger RNA, 496 nt
Organism: Phalaenopsis equestris
Lineage: Eukaryota; Viridiplantae; Streptophyta; Magnoliopsida; Asparagales; Orchidaceae
Exons: 1
Source: RefSeq, a predicted model, not a curated record
UCAGAGAUAGAUAGAUAUGAUGAAGCUGUACAGCGGAAUGGGAAAGAAGAUCCACCCUUCACCUCCACCUUCAUCCCCAAGCAAUCUCCUCUCCCUUCUCCCGGCAGCCAUCCCCACCCUAACAGCAGCGCUCUUGCCGGAGGACAAAGAGGUGCUCGCCUACCUUCUGUUCGGUGCGAUCGCCGGAAAGAAGAACAACCAGCAUCACUCACCAGAACUCGGCUGCGAUUGCUUCGGAUGUUACAAGAGCUUUUGGGCUCGGUGGGACGCAUCGCCUAACCGUAAUCUAAUACAUCAAAUCCUCGAGGCGGUUGAGGAAUCCGUUGAGCCGUUAGCGGUUCCCUCCGACCGUCGCCGCCGUCACCGCUUCAACAGCCAUAUGAAUUUCAAGGAGGAAUUUUUCGCUGCUGAGGAAGAUUACAUUGAAUCAAAGGAGAGGAAAGGGGAGGGGGAUGAGGAGGUGGAGGCAGUGUCUGGUGUGAAUUCUUUUGGCACG